AAAAUUUCAUGGGUAUCUAUAAAGUCACGUGACAAAAACAUUACACAGCUAGCAUGACAGCUAGCUUCAACUAAUGACCUUUUUGUAGUUUUUGUGCUCUUGUACAUUUUCCUAAUGCCAGCAAUUAUUUCCAAACACAGAUAAUAUGCCCCGACAGAAGGAUCCAUGUCAAAAACAAGCAUGUGCAAUUCAAAAGUGUUUACAAGCAAAUAAAUACCUGGAGAUCAUGUGUGAAGAUGUCAUCAGGGAGAUGCGCCGCUGUUGCGAAACCCACGCGGCAAACUCCAUUUGCUGCUCGGGUUUCAAGAGUUCCGCGCCCACGGAGAGUAAAAAUAAUCCGUGAUUCUUCAGAGGGACUGUUGGUCUUGGUGGAGGUUAUUCAGUGCAGUUGAUUUGCCAUGCCAUUUGUCGAUUUGUCAGUAAUCCUAACCACACACAGCAUUACUUAUUAAUAAAAAAUGUAUUUUAUUGUCUUUCA
This is a messenger RNA of Boleophthalmus pectinirostris (great blue-spotted mudskipper), 478 nucleotides long. It is a transcript of the gene cmc4, whose product is annotated as C-x(9)-C motif containing 4 homolog (S. cerevisiae). The record is from RefSeq and is a predicted model, not a curated record. Lineage: Eukaryota; Metazoa; Chordata; Actinopteri; Gobiiformes; Gobiidae. The transcript is spliced from 3 exons. Gene Ontology annotation, cellular component: mitochondrial intermembrane space. Bases 146 to 343 code for a protein of 65 amino acids.